This is a messenger RNA of Sphaeramia orbicularis (orbiculate cardinalfish), 3616 nucleotides long. It is a transcript of the gene akt1, whose product is annotated as v-akt murine thymoma viral oncogene homolog 1. The transcript is spliced from 14 exons. Gene Ontology annotation, molecular function: protein serine/threonine kinase activity; ATP binding. NCBI's taxonomy places the organism in Eukaryota, Metazoa, Chordata, Actinopteri, Kurtiformes, Apogonidae. The record is from RefSeq and is a predicted model, not a curated record. Bases 343 to 1764 code for a protein of 473 amino acids. Gene Ontology annotation, biological process: protein phosphorylation.
AUGCAGACAGCGCGUUUGGGAGGUGUAGUGGAAGAAAGGCAAGAGAAACGGAGUAAAUGAGAGCACUUUUGUCCAGAUUGUUGAAGGACCUAUCAACUUAAUAUACCGCCGAAACAGCUCACUAUAAUGAGACGGACACAGUGUUGAAUUCCUGUCCAGGUAAAUGUCCGCCUUUCCUUCGCAUGGUUAACUACAAGAGGUCGACAGCUAGACAGGGUAACCACCAUAGUGAAGGCGGCUGUAAACCCUGGGCUCCGGCACAGGGCUGAGUGAAGGAAAUUUGAGAAACAAAGCUGUGUCUCUCUUUGUGGGAACCCUGGAUCCUCCACCCUGCCCACCAACAUGACCAAUGUGGUGAUCGUCAAGGAGGGAUGGCUGCAUAAAAGAGGGGAAUACAUCAAAACCUGGAGGCCGAGGUAUUUUCUCCUGAAGAGUGAUGGUACAUUCAUUGGCUACAAAGAGAGGCCGCAAGAUGUUGACCAGCUGGAAACCCCCUUAAAUAACUUCUCUGUAGCACAGUGCCAGCUGAUGAAGACGGAACGGCCUAAGCCCAACACAUUUAUCAUCCGCUGCCUGCAGUGGACCACUGUCAUCGAGCGCACCUUCCAUGUGGAGACCCCCGAGGAGAGGGAAGAAUGGACUAAAGCCAUCCAGACAGUGGCUGUGGGCCUGCAGAAACAAGAGGAGGAGAUGAUGGACUCCUCCCCGGACCCCAUGGACAUGGAGGUCUAUCUGACCAAACCCAGACACAAAGUGACUAUGCAUGACUUUGAAUACCUCAAACUCCUGGGAAAAGGCACUUUUGGCAAAGUUAUCUUGGUAAAGGAGAAGGCCACAGGACGCUACUACGCCAUGAAGAUCCUCAAGAAGGAGGUGAUCGUAGCAAAAGAUGAAGUGGCACACACACUCACAGAGAACAGAGUCCUCCAGAAUUCAAAGCAUCCGUUCUUGACAGGCCUGAAAUACUCCUUCCAGACACAUGACCGUUUGUGCUUUGUAAUGGAGUAUGCAAACGGUGGUGAGCUUUUCUUCCAUCUGUCAAGGGACAGGGUAUUCUCAGAGGAGCGGGCCCGGUUCUAUGGUGCAGAGAUAGUGUCAGCACUGGACUACCUGCAUGCUGAAAGGAACGUAGUCUAUCGAGAUCUGAAGCUGGAAAACCUCAUGCUGGACAAAGACGGACACAUAAAGAUCACAGACUUUGGCCUGUGCAAAGAGGGCAUCAAAGAUGGUGCUACAAUGAAAACUUUCUGUGGGACACCGGAAUACCUAGCACCUGAGGUGCUAGAAGACAACGAUUAUGGCCGUGCAGUGGAUUGGUGGGGUCUAGGGGUGGUGAUGUAUGAGAUGAUGUGUGGAAGACUGCCUUUCUACAACCAGGACCACGAGAAGCUGUUUGAGCUUAUCCUCAUGGAAGACAUCCGCUUCCCUCGUACACUUGGUCCCGAGGCUCGUUCACUGCUCUCCGGCCUUCUCAAGAAAGACCCAAUGCAGAGGUUAGGUGGAGGGCCUGAUGACGCCAAGGAAAUCAUGCAGCAUAAGUUCUUUGCUGGAAUUGAAUGGCAAGAUGUUUAUGAGAAAAAGCUGGUCCCACCCUUUAAGCCCCAAGUUACCUCGGAGACAGACACGCGAUAUUUUGACGAGGAGUUCACGGCACAGACCAUCACUAUUACACCACCAGGACAAGAUGACAGUAUGGAGUCGUUCGACAGUGAACGAAGACCUCACUUUCCCCAUUUCUCCUACUCUGCCAGUGGGACGGCCUAAACAGCUCACAUACAUUCCUCUGGUCCCACCAUCUCCCCUCUCCCCAUCCGACUGCACUCUCUAAAGACUGGGGCCGCCGCCCCGUCCUCCCAGCAUUGUCUGCAGAUGCCGUUGGUGGAUGUAAUGUUCCCAUCUGCAAGUGGUGUUAAACAGGAAGGAGGAAAUACAAGACAUAACAAAGAUAACUGUGGUCGUUCUGUGAGGCUUUCUAAGACUGACCACAGAGUUAACACUACUCUGCAUUUCCUGGUUUUUACGCUGUAUAGUGAGCAGGUACCCAAACAAUAUGAUGAAUGGGAAAAUGUAGUUCUGCACAAAUUAGGCCACUUCUAUGAAUUUUGCAAAGGGCCAUUCUGUAAGAGAAAUAUAGUAAAAUAUGAAUCAAGCAUUUCAGAAAUAAAGUAGGCAUACAGCGGACUAAAACAUAAUUUGAGCAGAGAGUGUGUUUAUUGAGUGGGUGAUAGGUUUCGUCUUUGAACAAUUGAGUUACUAUUCAGACCAGGUCUACAAGGCUUUUUGGCUUCAAAAGUGAAUGUACCGUAUCAAAUAAAGUCAGUGUUUCUGCAUACUUACUUGUUGUAACAAAUUGCUGAUUCUCCGAAGGCUGAAAUGCCAUUUUUGGAGAGGAUGUUUUAAUACUUUCCUUCAACCCUGAUGCAAAUCUGACACCAAUCUGUCUGUUAAAUUAUCACGCCACACCAUGAUGAGUCUAAUGAAUCAAUUGUGCAAUACAGUCUGAUGUGAGGAAAGGCAGACAUGCAAAGAAUACAGAGUGAUUAAUCAUUAAGGGUAAAAGCUGGCUUACAAUGGAUUUCAUUUGUAACUGUUUGCACAUCAGAGUCACUAAGAGACCCCCUUUUCCCCCAUUCCCCCCACCCCUGAAGUAAGUGCUUAUAUUUCCUGAUGCCUUCCUAUCUUGAUGCUGUCCUGCAAACAUCUCCGGGUUUCCUUCUGAUCAGACUCCUCAGUGGCCUGUCAGAAACCUUUUUCUCCUCUGGGUUUUUCCUCCAUGUACAGUAUUGGGCGUUUUCCACCCAAUGCAUUCACUGCAGCCUCAAUGAGGUCACUUUAACAUAAUACACAUCUUUAGGAAUACUUUGUAAACAAACUGGGCUUCAGGGGAAAGUACACAAAGAGUUAUCUUUGGAUUAUUAUUAUUAUUUUAAUUUUUUUUUUUUUUUUUUUGCUUUAGGGGACUUGUGUCCCUUCAUGAGCUUCUGAGUUAUUUAUGAAACCAGCAUUGACUAAAAUGACUUUUACUGUGCCAAUGAUAUGCACUUUUCUGCCCCAAAAUGAUUGUAUUUGGACUCUUAUUUGUACUUAUGGUUGGUGAAGACUAAAUUAGCUUCUUUUAUAAUGUAAAUUUAAAUGUUGUGGAUACAAAUAAAACAAGUGCUUUUUAAAUGAUUCCCCCAUUUUUACAGAUGGCUGAGGCUGAACCAAGGCUCUUGGGAACUGAAACUCAUAUUUUUAAAGUGUACUAUUAUACUCAUAGGUUUCCAAAACCCUUCAGUGUUUUUGAGAUGACAGAUAAUCAUUUUUCAAAAGUGCAUCAUACGUUAUUGAAUGUAAUGGUUUUUAUUGUAUUGUUUUACUUCAAUUGUUUGCAAGCCUUUGUCCAGUUUUUGAAUCUGAUUGUUACUUAUUCCUAUGCACAUUCACCUUUGCUGUCACCUUCUGAGAAUAGGGAAAUUCAUUUUAUACUUUUAUUUUUUAUUCCAACUUUUUUUGUACCUGCCCUGCCGUAUUCCUGAGACUGAGGACACCAGCUUUAGUAAACAAAUAAUAUAAACUUUGUACACUGUUUUUACUUGUUUCUUUCAAACUGAUGAAAUAAAAUGUCUUAACAAUA